Messenger RNA from Guillardia theta CCMP2712, 689 nucleotides. RefSeq lists its product as hypothetical. The transcript is spliced from 5 exons. Gene Ontology annotation, molecular function: protein binding. Lineage: Eukaryota; Cryptophyceae; Pyrenomonadales; Geminigeraceae. Bases 172 to 486 code for a protein of 104 amino acids. The record is from RefSeq and is a predicted model, not a curated record.
AGAUUUUGGUGGAGCCAGGAGCGAUGCUAAGGUAAACCUGCGCCACUGCCGUUGGACUUGAGGAGCAAACAAGGGACUUGAGGAGCAAGCAGGGGUUCUUUGCGUUGGUUUCGGAAUAGUGUGGCCAGUUCCUGCCCGAAGCACGUUUGAAAGCUGAGAAAUCCCGGGACCAUGUACGAGAUCAAGUUCAUGUUUGCUGACGCGAAGACGAUGGAGGAUAGUUUCGAGUCAGGUUGUUCGAUUCAGUCCGCAAAGGCGAAACUUGUGUCGAAGUGGCCGGCAGAUCGCGACCCCGUCAGCGGCCCAGAUGACCUGAAACUCAUCUAUAACGGAAAGAUCCUGGAGAACAACAAGACUUUCGAAGAUUACAAAGUCCCUCUCAACAACCAGAUCAUCAUGCACAUCCAGCCGAGGCUGGCUGCUGUCAACAAGACACCCGCCAGCACUUCGCAAGAACAUGUGAACAAGUGCUGCAUCAUCUGCUGAAAUUUUUCCUGGGGAUCGAGACAUCAUGUUAGACACCUCUGACAUGCUGUCGACUACGAUUCACAUGCUUUGAAUCCUUCCCCCCGUCCUCUCUCCUCUCCCCACAUCGACACCACCCUGCAGACUAAUUAUGCUGUACAACUCGUAGACGACUCAGAUCCUGUUUGCAGCUUUUGAUUUCUAUUUCGUAAAUGUCAUGUCCU